GGGGCGCGGCGAGUCGGGGUUGCAGUCGCUUUAGUUCCUUCCGGCCUGGGUUUAGGUGUUGCCUGCUGCCAUGAGUUUUCUCAAAAGUGUUCCGCCGCCUGGCCGGUCUGAGGGGCUUCGUCAGCAGUUGCCAGAUACCGAAGCUGUGCUAGACGGGAAGGGCCUCGGCACCGGCACCCUUUACAUCGCUGAGAGCCGCCUGUCUUGGUUAGAUGGCUCUGGAUUAGGAUUCUCUCUGGAAUACCCCACCAUUAGUUUACAUGCUGUGUCCAGGGACCUAAGUGCUUAUCCGCGAGAGCAUUUGUAUGUUAUGGUGAAUGCCAAAUUUGGAGAAGAAGAAUCAAAAGAAUCUGUUGCUGAUGAAGAAGAGGAAGACAGUGAUGAUGAUGAUGAACCUAUUGCUGAGUUUAGAUUUGUGCCUAGUGAUAAAUCAGCAUUGGAAGCAAUGUUCACUGCAAUGUGUGAAUGCCAGGCUUUACAUCCAGAUCCUGAGGAUGAAGAUUCAGAUGAUUAUGAUGGAGAAGAGUAUGAUGUGGAAGCACAUGAACAAGGGCAGGGGGACAUCCCUACAUUUUACACCUAUGAAGAAGGACUAUCACAUUUAACAGCAGAAGGCCAAGCCACAUUAGAGAGAUUAGAAGGAAUGCUUUCUCAGUCUGUGAGCAGCCAGUAUAACAUGGCUGGGGUCCGGACAGAAGACUCAAUAAGAGAUUAUGAAGAUGGUAUGGAGGUAGAUACUACACCAACCGUUGCUGGACAAUUUGAGGAUGCAGAUGUUGAUCACUGAAAAUGACUUAUGCUGCUUUAAGAUUUGGACCAUUAUUGUAGAAGAGAACUUGGUUCUUCUUAUACAGUGGAGUGGGGAUUGAUGAAAAUCUUUUUCCUUCUCCAAAAUUCACCUGAAUCAGUUCUUUCUUGGGACAGACUAUACUGAGACAGCAAGUUGUCACCAGCAGAAGAAACUUGUGACCUUUAUUAACAAAGGUGAAUUAACUUAAUCAAGAGGGUAUUUGUAGUUUAUCAUUGAGUCUAAAACUUUCAGUGUCUGUGUAUUCUCUGAGCAGGCCUAUAAUUCCUGCCUUCACUGUAUGGUUCUUUUGUAAGCUAGCGGGCCUACAUGGUGAAAAUACCCAGCAACUUGGAGGUAGAGGUAGACUAGGUGUGGAAGACAGAGGCUGAAUUUAUCCUUUGGGGAUCUAAAAAGAGAGACAAAAAAAGAGAAAGGUACCUCAGAGGAUUCCUAGCCUCUCUGUUUAUUCUCUACAGGGAUGGGGGUCUUUUACUAAUUUGGGGCCCAGGGUUAAUUAAUUCAGUCAUCUCUAGGUAGUCUUCAGAAACAUCCCAGCCACACAUACUUCCACUAAAACACACAAGUGUUGUCAUUCUGACUAGUUUUUGUUUUUUUCACCAUGUUUAGCUCACAAAAUUCUCGUCUUUUCUGUUAUAAUCUCUUAGGUUAUAUCCUUCAAUUUCCAACCCCUUAGGUGAUUUUGUGUAACAGAACAAGUGAAACAAGUUAAAGUACUCAAAGUACUUCAAAGAAGAAUUGUUUUGUGUUUGUAAUAGCCUAACAAAUAAAUCUGAGUUUUCUAUA
Molecule: messenger RNA, 1594 nt
Organism: Choloepus didactylus (southern two-toed sloth)
Lineage: Eukaryota; Metazoa; Chordata; Mammalia; Pilosa; Megalonychidae
Gene: CLNS1A
Product: chloride nucleotide-sensitive channel 1A
Exons: 7
Coding region: 71-787 (238 amino acids)
Biological process (GO): mRNA cis splicing, via spliceosome; spliceosomal snRNP assembly; chloride transport
Cellular component (GO): pICln-Sm protein complex; spliceosomal complex; plasma membrane
Source: RefSeq, a predicted model, not a curated record